Molecule: messenger RNA, 2665 nt
Organism: Brienomyrus brachyistius
Lineage: Eukaryota; Metazoa; Chordata; Actinopteri; Osteoglossiformes; Mormyridae
Product: hyaluronidase PH-20-like
Exons: 3
Coding region: 642-2048 (468 amino acids)
Biological process (GO): hyaluronan catabolic process; carbohydrate metabolic process
Cellular component (GO): acrosomal vesicle
Molecular function (GO): hyalurononglucosaminidase activity
Source: RefSeq, a predicted model, not a curated record
CAUGGGGGUCAAAAAUAGGCUUGUUUCUGGCCAGCGGUUCAUUCGGUUGCUGCCGGUGGCGAUGUAAGUCUGCUUGCUCAGACCGCCUGCGUGGAUCGAGGCGUUCUCCAUCCCCCCGAAAUGGCCGAGCGACACAGCGAGCCGGAGAGAUGCUCAGGUACUGUAUUCAUCCUCGUCUGUUCUGUCAGUGGAUCCCUCGCGCCGAUCGUGACCGAGCCGGGACGGACGCAGGCAGAGCCAGUUCUGUCGAACAGUAGCACUGUAUUGAGAAACCCUGCUCCUCGUGCGUAACGAACAGGCCUUGUCAGAGGAACAGGAGAGCCAGGUGAAGUGCGCUUACUAUUUUAAAGUGGAAUUUAGAGCAGUGGGUGCUGUGUCUGCAGUUGUACGAUCGCCACUUCAAAUCCCAGAGUUGAUAAAAAUUAUUUCACUGCUUGGUCCCUCAGCAAGGCCCUUAAACCCAAUUGUUCCAGAGACUGUAUGUCGUUGCCUUUUCAAAGAAAUGUACAUGUUGCUCUAGGUAAAGUUAAUUGUAAAUAGAAAAACAUUAUUGCUGGGAAAUCAUUCCCUCAAACCUUCAUCACUGUCAGUUUCUUCACUGAGCUUCUGUAUGAGUCUCACUGAUUCAGGUUCCAUUGGGCAUGUUCACGGUCUUGCGUUCCAACACAAAAGGGGUAAAUAUGUCCUACCGCACCCCGGCGUGGCAAAGACGUCCUCUGCUGUCGUCCGUCCUCUGUCUGGCACUUCUGGAGACUCUCGGCUCUGCCCGGCUGCUUCCGCCAGCCGCCGCCCCUCUGUUUGAUGGGCAGCCCUUUGUGGUCGCGUGGAAUGUCCCCACGAGCGUGUGCCAAAGACUCGGAGUGCCGCUGGACACGGCGCCCUUCCAGCUCGUGACCACGCCCGCCAAGGUGGUAGGGCAGCCGCUCAUGCUCUUCUACAGCGACCGCCUGGGGCUGUACCCACGGGUGGAUGCCAUCACCCACCGCCUGCUCCAUGGGGGAAUCCCCCAGAGGGCUGAUCUGCGGGCCAGUCUGGCCAAAGCCCGGGCCGACAUCACCCACUACAUCACUGCGACCACGGCUCCCGGCCUGGCCGUUAUCGACUGGGAAGACUGGCGUCCCUUGUGGGAGAGGAACUGGGGCCCCAAAAGCAUUUAUCGCUCACUGUCAGUCAGCCAUGCUCGCCAGAGGUACCCCUUCCUAUCCCCUGAGCAGACAGUCCGCGCAGCCAAGCGCCACUUCCAGGCCGCGGCCCGGAGCUACAUGUGCGCCACCCUAUCUCUGGCCACCAAGCUCCGGCCAAAUUACCAGUGGGGGUACUACCUGUAUCCGAACUGCUACAAUUAUGGCUGGGAAGAAGCGGGCUAUACGGGACGCUGCCCCCCAGAGGUGGUGCGGCAGAAUGACGACCUUGGGUGGCUAUGGGAGAGCAGCACGGCGCUAUUCCCUUCUGUUUACCUCACUGCCUCGCUGGGAGGGCGGCGCCACACGGCUCUCUUUGUCCGCCACCGUGUCCAGGAGGCCAUGAGGACCGCAACCUUGGCCCGCACCGCCGCCGCCCUCCCCGUCUACGUUUACGCCCGGCCCGUUUUUGUUGAUCAGAACCGGCGCUUCCUCAGCCAGGCGGACCUGGUCAGCUGCAUCGGGGAGAGUGCGGCCGUGGGGGCGUCGGGGUCCGUGCUGUGGGGGGCCAGUGCCGACUACAACGACACGGCCUCCUGUGAAGCGCUCUCCUCGUAUCUGUCCUCCACUCUCGGCCCCUACGUCGCCAAUGUGACGGCGGCGGCCAGGCUGUGCAGUGCCGCGCUCUGCCAGGGACACGGCCGCUGCCUGCGCCGGCACCAUGACGGUGACGACUACCUGCACCUGAAUCCCGCCAGCUUCAGCAUCCUCCGGUCCGAAGGGGGGUACCUGGCAGUGGGGAGCCCCACGGCCUCAGAUCUCGCCGAACUGGCUGACAAAUUUACGUGCCAGUGCUAUGCUGGGCAGAGCUGCUCGUCUGAGGUAUCCCCCAGGCUGCCCCCCAGCCCCAUGGUCAUUCACGUGUAACUGGGGGCCAUCCUAGGAAUUUUUUAAAGUGGGGUUGGGGGCAUAAUUCAUACAGCAUGUCCAACCUUAUCAUUAGUCCCUGUACAUAGCAAUAGGCCUCGUUUGAGCUCCAACAUAAAUUUUAAUGCUCUCUGAGGUGCUCCUCACCUGCUAUAAAAAUAGUUUAACUAUCUUAUAAAUAGAUUACUGUAAAAGAUGGAUAAAACAUCACUUUCACGUGAGCUAGAGUUACAUCAACCUUGAUUUUGUUUUUUUUUCUUGCAGCUUUUUGUCUUUGACUAAACUUGAAAUGAACUGAUACAUUAAACAAUCCAUUCAGACACAGAUUCAAUUAUUUGGAAAGAAAAAUUCCAUGAAUGCCAAGCGUAUUACCAUAAGGUGAGGUUUUAUAUCCCGGAUGCAAAUGAGUGCCUUUGCCUUUGAUUAAUAGCCAUUGAAUAAAUGAAUAGAUUUUAUGCCAAGCAAUAAGUAUAAUAUACAUUUUUUUGAAUAUCAAUUUAUUGCCUGCACUCAGUGAACAGUCCAGCUGAAUUUAAAACAUACACCCGCAAAAUAUACCUCGCAAGUUUCCCAUUUGAGUGUUUAUUCUAGUGUCAGAUGAUGACAUAAGAAAAGCA